Molecule: messenger RNA, 1182 nt
Organism: Botrytis porri
Lineage: Eukaryota; Fungi; Ascomycota; Leotiomycetes; Helotiales; Sclerotiniaceae
Exons: 1
Coding region: 1-1182 (393 amino acids)
Molecular function (GO): zinc ion binding; nucleic acid binding
Source: RefSeq, a predicted model, not a curated record
AUGGCAGCCACAGGCCCCCAACCGCUAAGUCACGACCGGCAAAGAGCUACAGCACAGAGAGGUUUACCUCAGUGCGGCAAUUGCUCUCGCAUACGUCAUGAGCUGAAAAGAUGUGAUGGUCCGGUUAAUGUGUUCGGUGUUAUCGAUGGAUGUCCAAUGUGCAACACAACGGACCACAUUCUUUUUGAGUGUGCCCAGAACUGGAGAUCCGAUGCUAACCAACGCCACUUACUGAUUCUCGGUCGAGAUCAGAAAGCUAUGGUAUCAUGGCCAUCUGACUUAAAUGAACAUCCAGUUUGGAAGGCCCUAUCCGCCGACACCAGACCAAAGAUCUGGUCACCAUCUUUCGCACUGCAAUACCAAUUGGAAAAUCCACAUUAUUGGAGAGACUGUAUUUACGCAGGAACAUGGCAAGAAGAUCCACCAAUUGCAGAAGACCCAGCUUGUGGAAAUCCUUCUCUUGUGAAUCAUCUUAAAGAUGGAUCCGAGAGAGGAUUGAUCCGCAAUGCAAGCGGUUCCGGUCGUCGACUACAAUCACAACUUCCUCCGCCACUGGCACAAUAUUUUCCUCCUCCGAUGAUGCCGCAAUUUCCAUCCUUUCCUCCGCCAAGAACAGCGCCCACCUCAUCACCUGAUACAAUUACUCUCGCAGGACUUGAGGGUCUUACCAAAUUCGCCCAGAAUUCGAUGGAAAUUGCUCCCGCUGGUGGUAAUAAUGGUCGUGGUAGGAAGAAAUUCGCCAACAAGGCUGCAUCCAACGCCAGAGCCACAGAUCGAAGUCAAGGCCCUACAGCGCAGACUGAGAUUGAGACUUACCGCGAGAGAUCGCCUCUGCCCACAUCCGGUGUCAAAUUGGCAGAUCGCAUGACUUAUCCUAAACCCGAUUCUCGUUGGGUGAAGACUAAUAAUGACGGCGAUUUCUCCGAUAAUGACGUGGAACUUUCGGAACCCAAAGAUGUGGUCACUGACAUUGAUGAAGCUCCGGAAGACGCAGCAUCGGCAGCAAAAGCGGCUAAGAAAGCGAUUUGCAAUCUUAAGAGUCGUGCGAGAGCAAAAGCCAGGCGCCAUGCACCCAAAGCCAAAGAAGGCGCUGAUGCCGCCGCCGCCAAACAAGCCAUCGUCAAGCAAGACAUUGAAGCCGAGGCAGUCAGAGAGGUCAGCUUGAGCGCAGGAAGAAUGUGA